This is a messenger RNA of Sordaria macrospora k-hell, 369 nucleotides long. RefSeq lists its product as uncharacterized. NCBI's taxonomy places the organism in Eukaryota, Fungi, Ascomycota, Sordariomycetes, Sordariales, Sordariaceae. The record is from RefSeq and is a predicted model, not a curated record.
AUGGCUGGCAUCGGCAUAACUGGCGUUGGCAACUUCCGCCCCUAUACUUUCCAAGCGCUUUUUUUAGCCAUUAUCGAAGCCAGGCAGCGGUUCCUCCGCUUUGCCGAGGAGAACCUGUCCGCCCCGCAGGGUACCUUACGCCGCUGCCCCCUGGCGGCCACUAUUGACCGGUUCUUACAUGCUGCCGUAUUUUGGGAUACCACUAGCGUCCCUAUUCAGCUCCAGAUCGAGGCGCUGGACGACGAGGAGGUGGAGGAUGAGGAGGACGAGAUGUAUAGCACGGAGGAUGAGGACAUGGAGAACGAGAACAAGGACAUGAUGGACGGGGACAUAAUGGACGAGGAGGAGUACGAGGACAUGGAGGAGUAG